AUGGUAAAGCACAUACUUUUCUGGCAUUAUUCCAGCUAUUUUGAGUGAGAAGAGACUGAGAAAGAGCAGCUUAUGCCUCACCUGAUAUCCUUUUUAUUAAUAUGGCUAUCUGACUUAUACCAUAGAAAUAUCAAGGCGAACUCUUAUGAAAGGUUUUUGUCAAGAAAACAUCUUGAAAGUGCAGAAAAAAGGCUGAGUGUCAUUUUCAAUUUAUUUCCUGAUGGAAUUUUAAUUAUUUCUGGAGAAAAAGAAAUUUUAUAUGUAAAUGCUAUCAUAACUAGAUAUUUAAAUUGUGAAAAAUGACAAAUAAUGGAAACUUUAUCAUCAAUUGAAUAUUGCCAAGGGAAAAAAUACUCACUUUUAUCAGAUUCUAACAAAUUAAUCGAUGAUAUCCACCUAGUUACAAGCUUGGAGCUCAACCAGCAGGUGCUGCUUGGACUAAGCCAAACUGAAACAUCAAAUUUGGAAUGGAGAGCACAAAAAGUACAGUGAGAUGACCAAGAAGCUACUUUAUUGACAGUUAGAAAUGCAAAUCACAUCAUAAACUUGGAGCAGUCAAUCUCAGACAACAAACUGAAAAACGUACUGCUGAGAUCUGUAUCUCACGAAUUGAGAACUCCUAUAAAUGCAAUUAUUUCUAUGUCUGAAUCAUUAAAAACAGAGCCAGAAGUAUCUGGAAAUGAGAGUUUUAAGGAGAAAUUGGCCAUUGUCUUUGUUUCUUCAAAGCUGCUGCUUUCUUUGGUGAAUGAUUUAUUGGAUUAUUCAAGAAUAUUAGCUGGAGCUUUUUCCAUUCAAAAAAGCAAAUGCUUAUUAAGAAGUAUAGUCUAUGACUCUGUCAAUUUGGUAAAGAUCCAAGCUGAGAAAAAAGGACUAAAAAUACUUACUUCUCCCCUCCGUGAGCAAACAAAAUAAUUUUUGUUCGCUCAGUGAGGGGGGUUAAUUUUUUUUUUAAAAAAAAUUUAUAUAUAAAUUUUAUAGUAAAUUUUUUUCUACAAAAUUGAAAUAAUUCUAAUUUGUAAAAUUUGAAAAGCAAAUAUUAAUUUAAUUUGUAAAAUUUAUGCUUUAAAAUGCAAUCUGUUUAAAAUUAACCAGAACUAGCAAGAGAUUUCAUUAUACUAAUUAUCCUUAUAUAUCAAAUUUUUUUUUCAUAAAAAAAUUAUUGUUAUUUCACGGAGGGGAGGGAGUUACAAGGAUUGACUCGAAUCUCCCUGCAUAUAUUUAUACAGACCCUUUAAGACUGAGCCAAAUGCUGCUCAACCUCCUCAGCAACGCUUUGAAGUUCACUCUUAAAGGAUGAAUUGAAGUGUGCUGUGUAUUAGUUUCCAAAGGAAAGCUCAAAAUAAUUGUUAAUGACACUGGCAUUGGCAUUGAAGAAGGCAAGCUCUCCACGAUCUUCAAAGAAUUUAGCACUCAAUUAAGCGCAACAAUAAAUCCAUCAGGUUGUGGACUCGGAUUAUUCAUUUCGAACGCAAUUUCAAAGGAGCUCGGCUCUCAGCCAAUAGAAGUCCGUUCAGAACUUCAAAAAGGAUCCUCAUUUAGCUUCUCAGUUGACAUAGGUGAAGAGCCUGCAUCUGAAGAACCUUUGUUUGAAGAGUUUAAUACACCUAUAGUUUCUGAAGAUCUUCCUUUAUUCCAAGUCAAAGAUUUCAGUAAGCUUAUUGAAAAAGAAUUCCCAAAGGUCUUAAUUGUCGAUGAUAACGAUUUUAAUAGAAUUGCUGUUGGAACUUUGCUGCUUCAUUAUGGGAUUUUGUUCACUGAGUGCUGCACUGGAAAAGAAGCUAUAGCAGCAGUAGAAGUGAGUGACAAAAAAAAGAAGCCGUACAAGCUGAUUAUUAUGGAUGGAAGCAUGCCUGAACUAAAUGGCUGAGAUGCAGCCAAAAUUAUACAUCAAUUAUACUUUGAUGGCAAAAUUGAAGUCCUGCCAAUAAUUAUUGGAUACACUGCGUUUAGUUCAGAAGAAGAGCUGAAUUUGUGCACAACUUCUGGGAUGAAAGAAUGUCUGAUUAAACCUUGCAAUCCUGAAGUUUUGAUUGGUAAGGUUUUGCACUAUUUGUCGACAUAA
This is a messenger RNA of Blepharisma stoltei, 2062 nucleotides long. NCBI's taxonomy places the organism in Eukaryota, Ciliophora, Heterotrichea, Heterotrichida, Blepharismidae. The record is from the annotation of a GenBank genome assembly.